AUGAUGAUUACCAAAAGAUAUGGUGUAGCUGAUCCUCAAAUCUUAGCUAGUCUUGAAAAUUUUGAUGAUGACAUACUCUGCGAGAUACUUACCAGAGUUCCAGCAAGGUUACUUGUCCGGUCAUGCAAGUUUGUAUGUAAACGGUGGCUUUCUUUGAUUCGCUCUCCACAUUUUCUUGAAUUGCAUCGUAUCCGAUCACAAACUCGCCGGCCAUCACUUAUUUUCAGCAGUACGACUACUGACUAUAUCAUAUAUACAACAACAACGGAGUUUUUCUCUGUGGAAGAAAGCUUGUUUGAAGACAGUCGGGCGUUAAACGCCACUCCUUUAAUGACGCCUACGAUGGAGGAGUGUAUGUUAGUAUCCUCAAGUGGUUUGUUAUUUUGUCUCAUUGACUCACUGGUGCAUAAUGUUCGCAUCUAUAACCCGUGCACCGGAGAAAUAACAGCUUCUAUAGGAAAAACGAAUCCAAUUGAAGGACAGAGUUAUUUCGUUGCUGCAACUUACGGAUUUGGAUUCCAUCCUUCAUCUAAGAAACACAAACUAGUUCGUGUCUGGGACAUAAGGACGCUUCGGAACGGCAGGCUUGCUGUAGCUGAAGUAUUAACUGUAGGCGAAGACGAUACAUGGAGAAAAAUUAAUGAAGUACCACCAUUUAUAAGUGAAACACCUGCAGUUAGUCUUAAUGGUUCAAUAUACUGGAUAAGUAGUAGUGCAUCCACGGUUGGAAAAUAUAAAGCGUUAGUUGCCUUCGAUAUGGAAAGUGAGAUCUUCAGAGAGAUUUCAAUCCCGAAAUCCUUACUUGAAGAAACUAAAAAGAUAAAAUUAUUGGAAGUGGAUGGAUGCGUUGCUAUAUUUCAAAAAAUUAGUGAAUUUGAGGUGAAAUUCUGGAUAUUCAAUGGAAAUUGGACCGAAGAGAUUAUAUCGAUGCCUAUAGACUGGGACAGUUCCAGUAUUGAUAUAUAUCAAACAAUACAACAACUUCCGGGUACAGAUAUCAUCAUCAUAAAAGCUAAAAGAACUCGUGAUGAUGCGGAAAGACAUCUCGUAUCCGUAUAUCAAUACGACAUAACGAAGAAGACCUUCGAUAAGGUUAAAAUCAUUGGACUUCCUACCAGGAGCUUCUCCCCCGGGAGAACAGGAUUACUCACAAGGCUAAUAGACUAUGGCUUUUUCACAAUGUUCGAUAGCCUUUAUCCUGUUCGAAAGCAGCAUCAAUCCUAG
This is a messenger RNA of Papaver somniferum (opium poppy), 1224 nucleotides long. RefSeq names its product putative F-box protein At5g62660. The transcript has a single exon. The record is from RefSeq and is a predicted model, not a curated record. The coding region runs from base 1 to 1224 and encodes 407 amino acids. Gene Ontology annotation, molecular function: protein binding. Lineage: Eukaryota; Viridiplantae; Streptophyta; Magnoliopsida; Ranunculales; Papaveraceae.